Messenger RNA from Linum trigynum, 423 nucleotides. Lineage: Eukaryota; Viridiplantae; Streptophyta; Magnoliopsida; Malpighiales; Linaceae. The record is from the annotation of a GenBank genome assembly.
AUGGAGAGGCAAGGAGUAGAGGCCAUCACGCGCAGAACCACGAUAGAGCUCAUCCUUCGUGCGGCGAUCCUUGAUCACAAAAUAGGUAUAAAAAAAUUCAAUGGAGAUGGGAUUAGAACGAGUCAAAGAGCUCACAGAGAGAAGAUUUUGUGGAGCAUGAUGAACACGAAGCAUAUUUUCAAGAUUAUAGGAACGAUUAGAAAGAAGAGCAUUAGAGGAACCAUAAUGAGUGAUAGGCAGACAUUUACCAUCGCCAAAGGUGACUUGAUCAGGACCAUUGUAUUCAGAAUGACGAAUCAGGUUACCCAAAUCGGAGGUAAGAUGAUGAUUGGCACCGGAGUCAAGGAGCCACUGGGACGAGGACUGGCAGGGUGCGAGGAUUGGGCGAGAUGGGAUGCGGAGCCAGGUGUGUAUGUGGGCUGA